AUGCGUCCAACCACAUUCAUUCGACUAAUCUUGGUCGCCGCGUCUGCGUCGCCAGCGGUCGUCGCAAGCGGCGGGACCUCGAUCUGGGUGACGCCGCACGACAGCUUCUCGUCAUCAGUCGGGGUGCUGGGGUGCAAGAUCGACACGGACCGGGUCGCCUACUGGCCCGACGCGGUCUCGUGCAGCAACAUCUGCGUGUCGGUCGCGUAUUCCGGCCGCAGCGUGAGGCUGCUCCGGGUGGACCAGUCGCAGGGCGCCCACGACAUCUCCUACGACGCCUGGAACUACCUCUACACGGGGCACUCGGCGCUGGACCAGCCGGCGGCCGGGGGCGCGGUGGAGAUGGAGUAUGUUGAUCUGGACGCGUCGGACUGCGCAGACUUGAUACAUACCGAUGGGAGCAAGCUGCCGCUCAGCGCAUCGAACAGCAUGAAUUUCCUCGCGAGCUGCCUAGACUCUGAAGACGGUGACGGCAACUGGGUCGGCGAUAAUUACGUGCUUUACAAUAUUCUCGAUUCGCUGUGUUCGUGGGGAUAUGACGAGGAAUGUACACUCGACUGGCCAAAUGCGAACCAGGCGACCUGCAAGAACCCACUGGGUACGCCGAUCGCCCUGACUUCGGAACCUGUCUACAAUAUCCGUUAUCCAUCCGGGGAAAAAGUACUUGCAUCGACGGGACAAGUCGUGGAUGACAAUGCUAAGAAUGGCAAUGCGAGCGGUCGAAUCUCGAUACGAGGCCGGGACUUGGUAAUUUCAGCGGUUUCUGUUUCACUGGGAUAUUACGCUUUGGACUCUUUUUUGUGA
This is a messenger RNA of Truncatella angustata, 804 nucleotides long. RefSeq lists its product as uncharacterized. The record is from RefSeq and is a predicted model, not a curated record. The transcript has a single exon. Lineage: Eukaryota; Fungi; Ascomycota; Sordariomycetes; Amphisphaeriales; Sporocadaceae. Bases 1 to 804 code for a protein of 267 amino acids.